Messenger RNA from Pseudomassariella vexata, 2010 nucleotides. Its product is annotated as WD40-repeat-containing domain protein. Gene Ontology annotation, molecular function: TBP-class protein binding; transcription coregulator activity. Lineage: Eukaryota; Fungi; Ascomycota; Sordariomycetes; Amphisphaeriales; Pseudomassariaceae. Gene Ontology annotation, cellular component: SAGA complex. Bases 1 to 2010 code for a protein of 669 amino acids. The transcript is spliced from 2 exons. Gene Ontology annotation, biological process: chromatin organization; regulation of transcription by RNA polymerase II. The record is from RefSeq and is a predicted model, not a curated record.
AUGGCCGACGUAGACGAUGCUGAGGAGGUUGAAGACGAGCAGCAAGACCACGACGACGAGGAGAAUGAUAACGAUAACGACGACGAUGAUGAUGACGACCAAGAAAACGAGAACGACGAGGAAGACGAGAACAACACACAGCAAAGCAGCGCACCGAAGCUAACGAGAACAUCAGCAACCCCGGCGCCUAUCUUCGAUGGAUCCAAGUGGCAGCUUAAGGUCCGCCCUGAGGUGCUGACGGCGACAUCCUACGACAUCGUCCCGACCAUGGCCGCGCCCAUGGCGACCAGCGUGAAUGCCAUGUCCAUUACUCCCGACCUGCGAUACUGGAUGACGGGCGGCAGCGAUGGUUACAUCAGGAAAUACGAUGGACCGGGCACCAUCAAUGGCAAGACGCCCCUGACGGUCGCCCAGCGACAUCCAUUCGUCGAGUCGGUCACCAAAGCCGGCAUACUCAUGUCGUAUUGGGAAAAUGCCGAGCCUCAGCCUGCUUCGACACGCGCCGAAGAUAUCGUCUUGAGCCCCGUCUACUCUCUUGCAGUCAACUCAUCAGCACUGUGGUUGCUAUCCGGGCUCGAAAGCGGCGGCAUCAACAUUCAGAGUGUGCGCCAUGACGAGGGCAAGCGCAUCACUUGUCUACAGAAACACACCAAUGCCGUCAGUGUCCUCACUCUCUCAGCCGACGAGAAGAGCGUGCUAAGCGGUAGUUGGGACAAGAACAUCUUUGAUUGGGACUUGAAUGUUGGCCAGGUGAAGAGGACGUUUGAUGGUAGUGGCGGACAGAUCUCAGCACUGGAAACCAGGCCGAUGGGUGGGGUACUCGUCCCGCCCGAGGCGAGCGUGGAAGAACUACCCAGCGAUACCUUCUUUGGAAACAACGGUGCUCCUAUCAAUGGCGACUUCGACUUUUCCCUGAAGAGCGAGGCAAAUAUUGGCGGCAAUGGGGGGGGUAACGGUGCGGAUGGAGCAAUAAAUGGCGUGCUAGGCCAUGACGACAACGGGCUCGCAGAUGCUCAGGGUAGUCCGGCUCACGACAGUCUGUUCGGCGGCAGUCCUGCCGGAUCCGAUUUGUUUGGCGACAACUUCGGCGGGGAAGACGACAACGAGUUCUCUAGAGCCAUGAUGCAGGAUGCGAACGCGCAGGAGGCCCAGGAAGCACAGGAAGCUCAGCAGGCACAGCAAGCACAGCAGACGCAGGUGGCACCGGGUGAAAACACCAUGUCUGACUUCGAUAUGACAGUAUCAGCUGGGCUAGAUGACCUGAGCAGGUCGAUGAACAGCGGUAUAGAUAAUGUGCCCCUCGACGGAACCACCGAUACUCAAAUGACGGACUUUUCUCAGACAAUGACCACUCAGCCAGAAACGACGCAGCCGGAGGUUCAAACCCCAUCUGCCUUCCUGCACCCGGAAUCACCAUCGGCAGCCUUCGUUGAAGCUCCAACUACGCAUUAUGACACGACACAGACGUCCAAUUCAACCUUCCUAUCUGCUUCCAUCGACGGCCCUCUCCGCAUCUGGGAUCGCCGCGCGCCGAAUCCGAUUGCCCGCAUCGGCAACCGCCACAACGUGCCCCCGUGGUGCAUGGGUGCCUGCUGGAGCCACGACGGGAACUGGAUUUACGUGGGACGACGAAACGGCACGAUCGAGGAGUUCAGCGUGGCGAAAGCACGAGGUGGACGAGGCGGAUGGCAGCCUGAACGAACUUUCAAGUUUCCGAAUGGUAGUGGACCGGUCAGCUGCGUGCGGCCUAUGGUCAAUGGACGACAUCUCGUGUGUGCAAGUCACGAUAUUCUACGUCUGUACGAUCUUCGAUCCGACGAGAAAGGGACCAAGCAUGCGCCGCCUCCAUUUCUUAUUGUGCCGGGGCCCCCUAGAGCUGGGGUUAUCUCAAGUUUGUACAUCGACGCGAGCAGCAGGUUCAUGCUGUCGGCUGCUGGGACGAGAGGUUGGGAGGGAACGAGUACCGAGGUGCUGAUUGGAUACGAGAUUGGGGUGCCUACAAAUAGGUGA